This is a messenger RNA of Aphidius gifuensis, 765 nucleotides long. Its product is annotated as chymotrypsin-C-like. Gene Ontology annotation, biological process: proteolysis. The transcript is spliced from 4 exons. The coding region runs from base 1 to 765 and encodes 254 amino acids. The record is from RefSeq and is a predicted model, not a curated record. Gene Ontology annotation, molecular function: serine-type endopeptidase activity. Lineage: Eukaryota; Metazoa; Arthropoda; Insecta; Hymenoptera; Braconidae.
AUGAUUCUAAGCUUCAUAACAUGUUUGAAUAUUAUAAUUUCCGUGGUAUAUGGAAAUUUAUCUAGUAAAAUUUAUGGUGGAGAAACAUCUACUAUAUAUAGUCAUCCUCAUCAAGUAUCAAUCCAACUUCAUGAUUACCAUACUUGUAGUGGUUCAAUUAUUUCUAACAGACAUAUAUUAACUGCUGCUACUUGUGUGACUUCUGAACAAAAUGUAUAUUAUGGAAACAUUCAAGUAUUGAGUGGAACAAAUGAUCUCAUGAGACAAGAAGAACAUUCCAAAAUUCAUCGAGUUGCUUAUAUUAUACUUCAUGAACAAUACAAUCCAUAUGUCAAUUGGAUGAACGAUAUAGCAAUUCUUGUAUUGGAAAAACAAAUUCCAUUAUUAAUGGGAAUACGUGCAGCAGUUUGUAUGCCACCACAGAAAACAUCAUCAAAUAGUUAUUAUACCACAGGCUGGGGUAUAAAUCCAUCUACUAAAAUUAUUUCAAGAUAUCUACAACAGAUUCACGUCAAAAGUAUUUCUUCAGGGCUAUGUCAAAAAAAAUACUAUAAAUUUGAAUAUCUUUAUACAACACAGCACUGUUUUAUACCUUUGUUAUCAACAUCAGGUAUCAGUCAGGGUAGCGCUGGUAGUCCUGUAAUGUUUGGACGAAAAAUAGUUGGAAUUAUUUCACUUGAUUCUCUGGACAUCAGACAACCAAUUAUUUAUACUCAUGUUUUUGAAUAUAUCAAUUGGAUUGAACAAAUGAAAGAAAAAAUUUAA